GGCUCGCAGACUGCAGGAUGAGAAGGAAGGAUACGUGACAAUGAUCAAACUCCCUUGAAAGUCGACGCCUUUUUCUUCUAAACGUGGAACGCCGACGUUUUGAUGUGGAAGCUCGCCGACUGACCUCGCUGAAUGUCCCCUCAUUCCUCCUCCAUGGAAUACCCUCCGACCAUGGCUCCACCGGUGCCGCCGCACAAAGUCCAAAGUGGCCGGCCGGGGCAGCCUCACGAGCGGCUACUCAAGUGCGUCCUGCUCGGGGAUGGAGCGGUGGGAAAGACCAGCCUGGUUGUCAGCUACACCACCAACGGAUACCCCACCAAAUAUGUGCCCACCGCCUUUGACGAUUUUUCCGCUGUGGUUCAGGUGGACGGAAGCCCAGUUCGACUACAAUUGUGCGACACUGCCGGACAGGACGAAUUUGACAAGCUCCGUCACUUCUGCUACAGCCGCACCGACGCCUUGCUUCUGUGCUUCAGUGUGGUCAGCCCGGCGUCUUUCCAGAACGUCUGGGAGAAAUGGGUCCCGGAGAUCGGUCGGCGCUGCCCGCUCACGCCCGUCCUCCUGGUGGGCACGCAGUGCGACUUACGACAGGACGUCAAGGUGCUCAUCGAGCUAGCCCGGCGAAAAGAAAGACCCGUGGCCGAGGAGGACGCCCGCGCGCUGGCCGAAAAGAUCGGCGCCCUCACCUACGUGGAGUGCUCGGCGCUCACGCAGAAGAACCUCAAGGAAGUGUUUGACGCCGCCAUCGCCGCCGGCUUGCGCAAUUGCGAACGGAGGCUGCGGCGGGAGAGGAAGGUUCGCAGCACGGCUGAUAAGAUGAAGAUGCUUUCCAAGUCGUGGUGGAAGAAGUACGUGUGCGUCCAAUAGAAGGCGGACUGGAUUGGAGGAUGAAAGGACAAACGGGACGGAGAGCAGCGUCCAACCAAAUGGCACACGAUGCAACGUUCACCGCACAUCGACGGCUUCGUCGAAUGUGAGCUGGACUCAGCAUGUGAACUGAGAACAUAUCCUGUAUAUUCAAAUUGAUAUCAUCUAUAUGGGCUGUAAACUGCAAUUCAACUUUUCUACCGCCAAACUCAAAACAUGAUGAAAUGAGAUGGAUUCUGUUAGCCUACUAGCAUCAUUAGCACCAUUGCCGCUGAGUCGACAAAGGAGAAAAGUCCAGUUGCCUUGAUUCAACGCAUUUUUUUGUACCUUCACAAAUCAUGAUUUGAAGCGAAUGAUUUGUUCAACCUCCUUUAAUUGAUUUACUACCUUCACUUUUUUUUUACUACCAAAAUGAACUGCUUCUGAACUGAAAUCCAGUUCUGCUGCACCUUUCUUUAUUUUCACUUAUCCUCAUUGAUUCAUAAAAAUGUGUAUAUUUUGGAAUCUUUUUUCAAAUCAAAUGAUUAAAACUGGAUUUAAAAAAACAACAACGCUCAGCGAUAGAAUUGACCCGAAAGUGCUAUUAAGCAAAUAAAACAAAUGCAGUAGACCCCCACUAUUCACGGGGGAAUUGAAACCAAUCCCCCCAAAAAAUGCUAUAUUAUAAUUGACACUUCCUCAUAAUUGGCAUGAUAACUGCAGGUGAAGGUGCCCCGAUCCCUUUAAUGACUAACUCCAGUUGGGUGGUGUCAAGUUCCCAGACCUGGCCUUUGGACCGGUGGUGUUAAAACUCAAGUGUCAGCUACACAACGAGUGCUUACCUCGAACUACAUAGCGUGCCAAAAUCAGUCAUUGUAAAGUUGUCGUGGCCCCGAGAUAGAUCCUUAGCUAUCGUCUUGGACAUUGCCGCUCCACCAAAGAGACUCCUUCUAGAAUUUGACUAUGUUUGCUUCUUAUUUUUCAGAAGCCUGUCAUUCAUUCUGUAUCUUCAUAUCUGUUCCCUCCGGGCGUCCGACUGAUCAUGAACAAAGCAGAUGCAUGAAUGUGCCAUUUUCCUUUAUGUAUGUUACAUAGUCUAUAAAUAUGUCCUCUUAAUAUGAUGUUUGUAAUGUCACCAUAAUGUAAGCGGUACUUAACAGAGUGAUUUUGUUGAGCUGUUUGAAUGGAACCAAAUAAAAUGUGAAACAUUUAAAACCAA
This is a messenger RNA of Syngnathus typhle (broad-nosed pipefish), 2065 nucleotides long. It is a transcript of the gene rhoub, whose product is annotated as ras homolog family member Ub. Gene Ontology annotation, biological process: small GTPase-mediated signal transduction. NCBI's taxonomy places the organism in Eukaryota, Metazoa, Chordata, Actinopteri, Syngnathiformes, Syngnathidae. Gene Ontology annotation, molecular function: GTPase activity; GTP binding. Bases 133 to 867 code for a protein of 244 amino acids. The transcript is spliced from 3 exons. The record is from RefSeq and is a predicted model, not a curated record.